GCUCAGUGAAGACAGACAGUCAGCCGCAGACGACAGACAGCAGCAGACCCAGUGAAGGUGAUAAAGUGGACAGUUUCUGUGGGACAUCUGUUGGACUAUUAUACCGGGACAGCUCUGACCUGCCCCCCCCCCCGCCCUGCUCUGCUCCACGGUUCAACCUGUUUGUGUUUGAAGACUUUAUAAAGUUUGUGCUGAAGAGACAACAUGCUCAACCUCUGCUGCCUCGUGUUGAUUUUAUCCACCUCCGUCUUCUCAGAGUCGCAGGUGAGGGAGACGGAGACAUGGAUGCCCAUGAAGACCACACAGACGGCCGCCACGUCAACACAACGUGACACCCUGGAGGCAUCAGGAGACUCCCCGCACAGCUCAGACUUCCGCUUCACAGACGAUGAAGACGACCAAGAAUACUACGAGGAGGACGAUGAUGACUACGAAGACAUCGACGAAUUCUACGAUAACGAUGACGAGGAUGAGUACGACGAGUCCUCUGGAUCUGGUGACGGAGCAACAACAGAGUCUCCUGUAAGAGAGUCCAAGCCUUCAGCUAAGCCUGAUGUGAACGACAACAAGAUCCCAGAGGAGGGGCGCCCUGAGCAGCCGGCCGUCAACGAGGUGGAAAUCGUCCAGAACAGCAACGAAAUCCCCCUGCUGAAGAACGAGCCCGAGCCCGGCGAGGAGCUCCCGUCCAACGUCCUCAUGUCACACGCCAGCGACGACAGCAUCUUUAACAAGACGGAGGUCCUCGCAGCUCUGAUCGCGGGCGGCGCCGUCGGCCUGAUGUUCGCCGUUCUCCUCAUCCUCCUCCUCAUCUACCGCAUGAAGAAGAAGGACGAGGGCAGCUAUGAUUUGGGGAAGAAGCCCAUCUACAAGAAAGCCCCCACCACAGAGAUCUACGCAUAGACCCUGACCUCCUCCUCCCCCACUACCACACACACAAACACACACCUCACCCCCUUAAAAACCCAAUCAGUGCCUCAUCAUCAUCAUCAUCAUUAUACCUCCUCCUCCUCGCUUUUCUUCAGCGGAGUGACGCUUGAUAACGAAUCAGGAGAGAAGCCCCAACGACUCAAUCGAUUGACUGACUCCUCCUACCUGAUGCUAAUAUUACUGGUGCUCUCUCGACCAAUCAGAGGCUUUGUUGGUUCUGUCAAACAAGGAAAAGGAGCAACAGGAGCGGACUAUUUGAGCUGCGCUACACGCUGAUCGGUUUUUGUUCUUGUGUUUUUAUUAUUUUGUCCCCAUGUCAAGAGAGAAAAAAAACAACAGAACUUACAACUGAGGACUUGGAGAACUUUUUUUUACCUCCUCUUCCUCAUCGCUUCCCUUUCCUGUCUUAUUUUCCCACCUUCCAGUUAAACACUAACACUGUGCAAUGAUCUUUGUCUCGGUAUGGUACGCAUUUACAGUCCAGUUAUUUAUUUUCCCUCUCUGUUAUCCUCCCCGUCUUCCUGUCAACCUGUUUCUUGGACUGCAGCUCCUCACAUUACUGUAGCAAAUGACUUCUAUGUGAACAUUUUUAUUAGAUUUGUUUUUUAAAAAGCUCCUUGUAAUACAGAGAGAUAUCCGUUUGUUUUUUUUUCUAUUAAAGAUCCCUUCAUGCUGGGAAAGAAUUGAGUUCACGUUGUUCAAAUUGAUUUUGAUUGGAAACGUCACUGUUCAUGCUCUGUCAUCCGUUAGAACUGAUGUUAAUAAUUACAACAUUUGUUAAUUUUUAUCCUCGCACCGCCCCUAAAAGUACAGCGAGAGAAGAGAUCAUCAAACACGGGUCAAGAAGUAUUCGCAAAUCAUUGUUUCUGCCUGUCUUCAAACACCGUAACAUAAUGGUUCUGAGUUUGAGAAGAGUUCAUUAAAAUAACCUUAAAAGACUUUUUUUUUUUUUUCUUUAAACCUUCUGGCGUGUUUUGUAUCUGCUUGUGUGGGGAAAGUCCCGUCAGUCUGGCACGCAGCGCCAGAUAAGUGAGCUAAACUCCUCUGGAAGAAGAAUUUGCAAAUACUGUAUGACCCAGGUCACACUCACACACACACACACACACACACACACACACACUCACACACACACACACUCUCUUGCAUUGCAACGUGUUGUGCUUUGCUGCCUGUUUUGGAGAGUACUUCAAAAGCCUGGAAGAUGUUUUACCACUAUAAUAAUUACCGCUGUGCCUCCAGGGUUUGUUUUUCUGUUAUUAUGGUGAACUCGACUGGAGUCAAAGCAACAUGCUCCUACAGGGUGACACACCUACAUUCCUCUCUCUCACUCACACACACACACACACACACACACACACACACACACACACACACACACACACACACACACACACACACACACACACUCUCGGAGCUCGGUCAUGUGACAGACUGAACAGCGCCUGCAGCUGCUGACCCUCUUUCACUGUAACUUUUUAAGCUUAAAGGUCGGUUAGACGUUUUGGGGAAUUCGCUUUGUGGCCGAGAGCUGGACGAGAGCAUCGUUGCCACUCUUGAUAUCUGACGGUUAAAUAUGAAUUUAGCUUAGCUUAGCAUAAAGACUGGAAACGAAGGGAAGCUGCUAGCAUGGCUCGGUCAAACAACUUAAGACAUGAUUAUUAGGAGUUAACGAUACUGUACAUUAGCAAUAUAAUUCCAUUUUUAAAUGUCAGGUACUUUACUGUUAUGAAGCACUGAAGAUAAAUCUAUCUGAACUUUAAACAUUUGAGUGUCGAUACUUGGAGCUUGACACGAACGUGGUUUGUACGUUUUAAUUGAGCUCGUGAUAUCUCGUCAUCAAUUCCUCAUUUGAUGUGAUUAAGCACCAAAUUAUUUCUUGGCUCUGACAGAGCAGAGACUCCAGGAAGUUACUGCUCCCAGCCAAGAAACAGUCGCACACAUAAUCCCUUUUAAAAUGGAGAAAUGUCAGUUUUUUGUGCAGGCUAGCUGUUUCCCCCUGGUUGCAGUCAUUAUGCUAAGCUAAGCUAACCAGUUUCACAAUUUAUGGAUAGGUAUGAGAGUGAAGCGUUCCUCUUGACGCCCGACCUUUAAAGGUGCACACAUACUUCUUCAUCGACUUGUAAAAACAUUUUUUAAUAUAUAUAUAUAUAUUCAUGAAUCCAGUAAAUGUUGCUAUUUUUUUGUCCAAUGAAAAGAAAGCUCUGUGAUCGGAGAAACUGGUAGUUUUGGUACUUUCUGUUGUUUUUUUUUAAAUCAUGGGGUUGAUGCUUUCUCAAUAAGCUACACCGACAGUUUGUUGUUAGUUUUAUUUUCAUUAUGGGGUCUACGAGCACUCACUAAAGCCAUGAUGAACAGGUUGGAUGCUCACAUUUCUUAGAGACAGCAGCACACAGACUGCUCUGCCAAGGAUUUGUAUAUAGUCAUUAGAUAAAAAUAAUAAAGAGAAAAACCACAAAAAAAAAUAUAAACUUGGUACUUAGCCACAUCCUGGCAACAAAAAUAUCUACCAAAUAUUUAAAUGCCAAAUUGUUUUUCCUGUUUUCUUUGUGAUUGUUUUUCCCCGAGCAGUAACGUUCCUGUGAUUUACUGUAAAUGUAAAUGUUUUGAUACUACCGAUGCUAAUACUAACUCCUCUCGUUGUUGUUUUUUCCUCCAGUAGAUCAACUUGUUCCCUUUUUAUUUUUUUUGUAUUAAUUUAACUGUCAAAUUAUUUUAUUGCCUUCUUUCAGGUUGGGGUGUUUUCCCCCUUUUUAAGCUGUUGUAUAUGUGAUUUAAAAAAAGUUUUAUAUACACUAGUUUGAGAUUUUCAGAGGCAAAUAGUUUUGAAACUUUUUAUUUUGUAAGAGUUUCUAUUAUCUUUUUAGACUUCUUUUUUUUUUGUUGUUGUUUUUUUGCUUUUGUAUUUAUGUUUGUGUCUGUAGAAGGAUUGCUGGUGUUCAUCUCGUCGUUCAGGGGAUGUUGUGCUGAUGAGCCAUGUUGUCAGUAGCAGACCUGGGUUGAUUACAGUUGCUUUUUGAAUCUUUGUAGCCAAAAUGGAUAAAUUUGCUGACACGGAUAUUUGAGCAAUUCAAGGUCCCCCGUCUGCACGAGCUCCCACCCAGUUAUCGAAAUGUCUCGACACUGGUUCAAGGUCUUAUCUGAAGCUAAUCAGGAAAAUACUGAUGCAUGUUUCCUUAAAGAAUGUCUGCGAGUAUCAGCUGACCUCGACCUCAGACGGAGGAGAAACUCUGAUUAGAGAAACAAUUUCACUCGUCUAUUUUUAGGGAGUGAGAAUAUUUUCCAGGUCAGGAGAGAAAAAAUAAAUUGCAUAUUUCAAGUGUUAAUCAGCUCCAGGUCUGGUCAGUGAGCAUGGGAGAGAUACAUAUGUUCUGCUGCUUAAUGUCACCACAUGUGAAUCACCAAUGGAGUGAAGAAGCCAAUGAAUCAUUGGUUUCUGCAUGCAGGUUCUGAUUUAUUAUUGGAAAUAAAGCUAUUUUUAUGCACAUUAACAUUUUAAAA
Molecule: messenger RNA, 4425 nt
Organism: Dicentrarchus labrax (European seabass)
Lineage: Eukaryota; Metazoa; Chordata; Actinopteri; Moronidae
Gene: sdc4
Product: syndecan 4
Exons: 5
Coding region: 205-900 (231 amino acids)
Biological process (GO): cell migration
Cellular component (GO): membrane; cell surface
Source: RefSeq, a predicted model, not a curated record